CUAGCCGAAGAUUUCUCGCGGCUUCUUUUUCCUGUCAACCCGCGUCGCAUUUUUCUGGCAUAAUGGCUCAUGGUUGCUCAUGGUUGCUUAUGAUAGACUCUCUUGAGACAGUGGGAUCAAAACCACCCCACUAUCGUCCUGUUGCACCUACCGGUAGAUAGCUAGUAGUCAAUCACUCUGCUGGUCCGAUGAGUACGGUAGCUACCGAGAAGUACUAGUAACUUGCUGAUAGAUCUUGCACUUGAUCAAUUGAGCACAAUCCCUUUUUUAGAAAAGGAGACUGGGUAGCUGUUCAAGCCCGGCAACCAGAAAGCAAACUCUGAAGAUCAUUCUCACAGAUAGCCAAUCCUCUGGAUGCAGUUCUUGUAAAAGAAGUUGCUUCCCACAAAACACAAAACUCAAAACACAAAUCCCAAAUCGGAUAAAGCCAUCUAGCUAGCUAGCUACUACUGAGUAUUAGUACUAGCUACUUUUUAAAGAAGUUAGAUUUUUAUUUAAAGCACCAUGGGAAUCUACCGCAGCCACAUCAGUGUGAACCUGAACCAAGCCAAUGUGUGCCAAGCCCUGCUAGCACUGAAUGAGAUCCCCAAGGCGCAGCAAAAGGUAAAGACAGCCCACGUGCACGCCACUUGUCCUUCUUUUCCUCCACACGUACCGGCUACUACUAGUAGUACUGGUACCAACACCAGCAGCACUAAAGGCAAGAACGCUAGAAAGAACAAGGCCUGCAUGUCCAAAGCGCACAGAAUGGAGAGCAUUAUUCAAGUCUUUCGGGCUAUUGCAAGUCUACCUAAUCUGACAUCCCUUACGGUGGAUCUUGAGUACUUUGCUGCCCUGCCAGUGGGUGCCUUGCUGGAGCUGCUAAUUGGGAAAUGCCAGCUAGAGUCCUUGCAGCUCUCACAUCUUCAAUUGGUUGCAACGACGACGGACACAAACCCUGACAAUGGCAAUGGCAAUGCCAGCAUGGAGGACACGCAUCCAGAGAACGAGUUGGAUCUUUUGCGCUUGAUCCUCAAUAACCAACCCCGGCUGAGUGCCAUCCACUUCACUUCUUGCAGAGGCAAUCCUGCCAUAAUGCAAGCUCUCAUUCUGGAGCCACCUGCUUUGCAAUCCAUCCACCUAGAUGGGACGCCCAUUGCCCCUGUACACACUCCACAAAAUCCCUCUUCCAACAACGAAACCAUCACAGCUUCCACCUGCAGCUGCACCGACACGCUGGCCAGAAUCCUCCGGGCAUCUCCUCAGUUGAAAGAAUUGUCUCUCAUGAACUUGCCUCUUGGACAGAUUAGUGAUAAACACAUACAAACCAUGGCCGGUGAACUGUCCUGGGGCGAGGCCUGCAAACAAUUGACAGACCUCACCAUUGUCUCCAGUUUGCUGGGAGAAGAAACGGGAGAAGCCAUCAGCAACAUGCUCGUAUUCAAUGACUCCAUUCGAGCCCUCACGUUGCACAUUGAUUGGGAAGAAAUCGGAUACGCCGUUUCCAAAAUGAUUCAAACCAACUCCACGCUCCAACGACUCGAUGUUAGGGUCUACGGAGACGAAGACUUCAUCACGGAUGGCGUUGUGGCAGUCGCCCAGGCACUCGAAAAACCUUUCUCCUCGUUGCAAAAGCUACGACUCUGCUUUGAAUUUGAACCCAGUCGCAUUCCCGGGGCCGUUCUGGACGCCUUCUCCAAGGCAUUGGAGACCAAUGAAACCUUGGGAAAACUCGUUUUGACGGAUACCAUUGAAAAGUGUGCUUUACCCGUCGCCAUGCGAACCAGAUUGCGUCUCAAUCGACUUGGAGUGCAUGAUUUGUUACGUGCCGCAAACGAAACAACUACAAUCACUACCGGUGCAACUGAUACAGCCGCAUCCAAAACAGAGUCUUCCCGCAAUGCAUCACCAUCCGUCCACGAAACCUUCGUGGAAGCCAUCAUUUCUGCCAAGAAUGAUAUUCAUGUCGUCUACAAUCUCCUUUCCAACUAUCCACUUCUCUGCAUGGCUCCUCUUGAGCAGGAGCAGACGUCGACCUCGACCUCGACAUCGGAUGCCAAGCUUUCGUCCUCCCAUCUCGCUCUCGAGUCGAUCUCGAACUACAACUUGCCAAUCAAGAUUCCUUACUACACUAAGACUUUCAGUCGACUAGGAGGAGGAGGUGGUUAUCCAAGUACCGGUACUGGUACCAAGGAUCUUGCAUUCUUUCAAGUUGCCCUGCCAAGUACGAGUACCAGUACGAGUACCAGUACGAGUAGCGGUACGAGUAGCAGUACCAAGAGAACUGCAAAAAAGUUGGGGCGAACAUUCAAGUCUUUGUUUGCUCCUUCUGCUUAGUUUAGUUUCAAAAGCAAAAGCAACAACUAGUACAUGUACCAGUACAGUACCAAUACAUGUCCUGCUAUCUAUAAUAGAACCAUAAAUGUAACUGCCUGCGUUUUCUAG
This is a messenger RNA of Seminavis robusta, 2424 nucleotides long. The record is from the annotation of a GenBank genome assembly. NCBI's taxonomy places the organism in Eukaryota, Bacillariophyta, Bacillariophyceae, Naviculales, Naviculaceae.